This is a messenger RNA of Ruditapes philippinarum (Manila clam), 1167 nucleotides long. Its product is annotated as adenylate kinase isoenzyme 6-like. Bases 35 to 640 code for a protein of 201 amino acids. The record is from RefSeq and is a predicted model, not a curated record. The transcript has 4 exons. Gene Ontology annotation, cellular component: nucleus; cytoplasm. Lineage: Eukaryota; Metazoa; Mollusca; Bivalvia; Venerida; Veneridae. Gene Ontology annotation, molecular function: AMP kinase activity; ATP hydrolysis activity; ATP binding.
GAACAAGUUUGACGCCCGCCGGAAUUAGACGGAAAUGCCCGUAAAGUUACGAUUGCUAACGAACUGGUCCGAACGAGAUUUUAUACACACGUGCGUAAACAAACAAAACAAAAUGGAAAACAUGCGACCAGGAGGUCCUAACAUAUUGAUAACUGGUACACCUGGUACUGGCAAGUCUACCAUAGCAUGUGAGCUUGCUCAGAGAACUGGACUAAAGUAUGUGAAUGUAGGAGACCUUGCUAAAGAGGAACAGUUGUAUGAUGGAUAUGAUGAUGUGUACCAGUGUCCUAUCCUAGAUGAAGAUCAGGUGAUAGAUGAGCUGGAUGAUAAGAUGAGAGAGGGUGGUAAUAUCAUAGACUAUCAUGGCUGUGAUUUCUUCCCUGAACGAUGGUUUGAUAUCGUGUUUGUUCUCCGUACAGAUAACACUGUCUUAUACAACAGACUCGAACAUAGGGGAUACUCCGGAAAAAAAUUGGAGGACAACAUUCAGUGUGAAAUUUUCCAAACAAUUCUAGAUGAGGCCAGAAAUUCUUACAAGGCAGAAAUUGUGCACGAGUUGCCAAGUAAUACACCAGAAGAGCUGGAGGAGAAUCUAGACAAGAUUAUUGCUUGGUUAAAACAGUGGAAUUCUUCCCAAUAGCCCAGGCAUAUUUCUGUAUCAUUGUGUUAGUUAUUUUCAGUUAACUUACCAUAUGCGAUUUUAUGCCAUAUUUAAUUAUUGGUAGAGAAACGAGCACUAAGAUUUUAUCAGAAAGGUGAAUAGCAAAGUGUGUUUGAAGUUAGCGAAGGUAUUUGCUACCAAGGAAUGGUAGAGAAAACAUAUAUGCUUUCAGUACAUGGAAAAUGGGGGAUAAACUUGAUCAUGUCAAGUACCAUAUACUUGACCUGUACCAGUAAUAGUCAGUCAUGGUGUUGGUGUUGUUACUAGGGUAUAACUAUUUGGAGAGUUAUCAUCAGCAAAUGAUUAUAUAUCGAGAAAUUUCUAUUUUAGAGCUAGGGAAAUUUUUGACAUGUAUACUCAAUAAUCAAAACCAUGUUCUUGUUUUCUGUAACUUAACGACAGAUUACUUGUUUUUAAGGUUAAUAGACACCAAAUUCACAAUUUUGCCUGUAAUCUAUAUUCUGUAUAAGUAUUGGCAAUCUACUGAUACUGAUAUAUAUAUACAU